Molecule: messenger RNA, 1587 nt
Organism: Drosophila teissieri
Lineage: Eukaryota; Metazoa; Arthropoda; Insecta; Diptera; Drosophilidae
Product: bromodomain-containing protein DDB_G0280777
Exons: 3
Coding region: 1-1587 (528 amino acids)
Source: RefSeq, a predicted model, not a curated record
AUGACUCAGCGUCCGCUUAAAUUGGCCCCCAUUUUGGAGGCACUAGUUCUGAUAGUUUUCCUAAUCAACCAAGUGCAGUGCGGUGAGAGUGAUAUGAGACAAGCGCGCAUAAGGCAGUUUCUGAGUGAGCCCCAGCCCCAGACCCAUUUCAACCACAAUCGACCCCCGGGUCCCGGACUACUGCCCCGGAUAAGAUCACGAUCGGAUAACCUGCCCAUGCUUCCUGGUAGUCCCAACAAGUUCCUGAGGUCCCCGCCUCCUGCCACCGCGCAACACAUCAUGCGCCGCGAGCAGCUUGGGAACAUUCCGCCGAACGACCAGCUCAAGAGAUACCAGUUCGAGCAGAAUCAGCAGGGCAGAUUCGCCCACGUGAAGGACGCUCCGGUGUUGGAUGUGGGCAAGAACCAGUUUCCACCCCAGUAUGUCUCCGAGCAGUACAUCCAGAACUUCAAAUCCUCGCCGCUCUUUAAUGGCAAUGUGAUCAUGAAGGACCACAAGCCAGUGUACGCACCCAUUCAACAGCACGCGAUUCCCGUACAGGCCUCCCAGUACCUGCACUAUCCCAAGCUCUUCGGACAGCAGGGAUCUCCCAGUUUCAGUGUGGUGCCUUCCCAGCAAACUGCCCUCCAAAACAGCCAGUUCCCUCAGGAUCCAAAUAGCUACUCUGUCUACGAGGAUACCGAUAUUCCGGCGAAGCAGGAAAUCAGCCAGAUGGUGAACUUUCGCCAGGCAGUGCCACCUGCAAAGGAGUCCAGGGAGGCCCAGAACUACCUGCAAUUCAUGAGUACCAACGAGUACUUCCUGCCCAAAAGGGAUCCCGACUUCAAGAAGCUGGACGCCGAGCGAGACCAGCAGACGCUGCUCCAGCAAUAUCCACAGCAAUACAGUCAGCAGCAGCAGCUGUAUCAGCAGCACCAGAAGCCGCAGCACCAGCCACCGCAGCACCAGCAACCGCAGCAACAUCAAUCCCAGCAGCAUCAAGCGCUGCAGCAACAUGUUCCCUAUAAAACUGCUGGCCUAGACAACUCAGUCUCCUCCAGUUACAAUGAGCCCAUACAAGUGUCCGAUUUGUUCUACCAGCAAGAUCCCGCUCCUGUGAAUUCCGCUGUGGUUCGCGGCAGUUACCAAGCAGGUCAGGAUGUUUUCGUGGUCAAGUCCGACGGCAACAAAGCUGUGAAGCAUGUGGUCUCCACUCCCAUGGCGGUCCAGACCACUACUCAAUCGCCGCUAAAGAGCCAGCACCUCGCCAAGAGUCACAAGAGCUUUACGCCGGAGCCCCUGCGAUUCGAGUUCACCGAACAGGAUGCCAUCAGGGGAUCCAUGAAGUACACCCAAGCCCCGAAAGCCAAUCAGUACUACUACGAAACCGUGGCCCAAGCUCCCCGCGAACACGCAAAAUCUCCUGCACCAAAGAUCGAGCUCAGCAAGCCCAUUAAGGAAUACACCGACGACCCAGAGGAUAGUGCUGACACUGAAAUUGGAAAACAGCAAGAGGAUCCGAAGGUCCUCACUGGGACGAGUCCAGCUACUCCGGAUAAUCCAAAGGACACGGAAUAUGUGAGAGAUAUGCCAAAUGGAUACGUGUGA